Salvia splendens (bonfire salvia) is the source of this 606-nucleotide messenger RNA. Its product is annotated as pleiotropic drug resistance protein 1-like. The coding region runs from base 1 to 606 and encodes 201 amino acids. Lineage: Eukaryota; Viridiplantae; Streptophyta; Magnoliopsida; Lamiales; Lamiaceae. The transcript has 5 exons. The record is from RefSeq and is a predicted model, not a curated record.
AUGGAAGAAGGUAGCAGAGAAUGGUCACGGUCGAGUAGAGAAGGGGAUGAGGACGAAGCGGCGCUGAUAUGGGCAGCGCUGCAGAGACUCCCGACGUAUGCGCGUAUAAGGAAAGGUGUGCAGUAUUCGGAAGAGAAAGGUGACGCCAGAGAGGUUGAUGUGAUGCAUAUUGGAUUAGCAGACUCCAAAAAACUAGUUGAUAGACUGCUCAAAACUGCACACCAAGACAAUGAGCUCUUUCUGCUCAACAUCAAACGUCGUAUCGACAGGGUUGGGAUUCAUCUUCCGAUUGUAGAAGUUCGUUUCGAGGAGCUUAGUGUUGAUGCUCUAACUUAUGUGGGCACCCGAGCACUCCCAACACUAGCCAACUUCGCUGCUAAUAUCGUCCAGGGUUUAUUGACAAAGCUACAUAUUCUACCUAGUCGAAAGAAACCACUAUCAGUUCUUCAUGAUCUGAAUGGCAUCAUCAGAGCCGGAAGAAUGACUCUACUUUUAGGACCACCUAGUUCUGGAAAAACAACGUUGCUCACAGCGCUAGCAGGAAAACUUGAUCAAGAAUUACAGAUGGUCUCAACUUGUACAUUCUACAUGAAACAAUGCAGUUAA